Hippocampus comes (tiger tail seahorse) is the source of this 1764-nucleotide messenger RNA. It is a transcript of the gene trmt13, whose product is annotated as tRNA methyltransferase 13. Gene Ontology annotation, biological process: tRNA methylation. Lineage: Eukaryota; Metazoa; Chordata; Actinopteri; Syngnathiformes; Syngnathidae. The record is from RefSeq and is a predicted model, not a curated record. The coding region runs from base 437 to 1747 and encodes 436 amino acids. The transcript is spliced from 11 exons.
GUUUCGUCGCCAUCAUGGCAUCAUGGCCGGUCCGGUGGGGACGUCACCAAGUUCGCCUUCAGAACACGCCCCUCCCGUGGCGUCGAGGGCGGGGAGAUGGCGAGCGAAUUGGAAAGCCACCAAUCGGCGAAGGCGUAAGAACAAGCGCGACAAAAGAUGACCAAUGAGAAGAGAGUGGAGAGUUCAGGCUUUUAUGGAGAUCUCUGUCAAGUCGGUGAAAACUUGUGAUCGCAAUCACGUUUGCUGAACCAAAAGUGCUCCUGUUGAACGAGCGCGAAAAUGCAAGUGGUGCAAGCCCAAAACAUUGAGGUCACCGUCGACCUUCUUCUUUCUUCAGACUAAAGGAGAAGCGGCGUCGACUUUUUUUGCUCCCCUCCCCCGCCCGCCCGCCCCCCUCCAAGUCAGCACGCGAACGCGGCACCACAACUCGGCCAACAUGGCGGCGCCCGCGACCGACCGAAACGGCAAAUGUGCAUUCUUCGUGGAAAAAAAGAAACGUUUUUGUAAAAUGGUCGUGGCCAAAGGACGCGAGUUUUGCGGGGAACACGCCAACAACGUCUCCGAAGAAGGCGGCGGCGGCGGCGGCGGGAGGAUCGUUUGUCCACUCGACCCCAAGCACACGGUCAACCGAAACAAAUUGGAAGCGCACUUGAAGAAGUGCAACUCUCGUGACAAGGCAAAGCCGGCGUAUUAUGCGGAGGACAUCAACGCCGGCUCGCCCGUCCCAAGCCAGCACUCGCUCCAACAGGUGACGCCCACUUUGUGCGAGCGGAGCGCCGCCCAGUUACAACAGCUGCUGGACAAACUGGACUCGGCUUCAAAAGGGCUGCCGCGGGAGCCGGAGGAGCGCGUCCUGUCGCACGCCGUGUUCCGGGAGGAGGCCGACAACCCCAAGAACGGCGAUUCGGCCCGCAAGCACCUGAAGCAGCAGGCUUCCAUCCUGGGCCACCUGGAGGCGCUGGGGCUGCUGCGACGCGGCCGCUGCUUCGUGGAGUUUGGGGCGGGGCGGGGCAAACUCUCGCACUGGAUCCACCGGGCCCUGGAGGGCCACCCGCCGGAGCGCCUGCAGAUGCUGCUGGUGGAGCGCAGCAGCACCCGAUUCAAGGUGGACGGCAAACAUCGGGGGGGCGACGUGGAGUUUGCCAGGCUGCACAUCGACAUUCAGCACCUGGAUUUGACUAAAGUCCCGCUGCUGGAACGGCGCCUGCCGCUGGUCGGAGUCGGGAAGCAUUUAUGCGGCGCGGCCACGGAUCUGGCUCUUCGCUGCCUCUUCCGAAGCCGGCCGACGCCCGGACGAGAAGCGGGCCGGCCCCCCAAGCGCUUGAAAGCGGAGGCGGCCCACCCCGGCGGCGUGGCGGGCCUGGCGCUGGCGCUGUGCUGUCACCACCGCUGCGAGUGGCGCCACUACGUGGGCCGGCGCUUCUUCUCGGAUUUGGGUCUGGGGCCCGCCGAGUUCUCGGCGUUCUGCCGCAUGUCCAGCUGGGCCACCUGCGGCGUUCGGGCGGCCCCCCGGGCGGCGGGCGCCGAGGAGGCCAGCGACGGCGGGCUUCCGUCGCCGUCGGAGCGCGAGCGGAUCGGACGGCGCUGCAAGCUCCUGCUGGACGCCGGCAGAGUGGAGUUCCUGCGCGCCGAGGGAUUCGACGCGCGGCUGACGCGUUACGUCGGCGCCGGGGUGACCCCGGAGAACGUCCUGUUGACGGCCGCGCCCCGCCCGCCCUCGUCUCCUCCUUCCCGCCUCCCCUCGUAAGCGGGGUCGGCGUUUGG